Messenger RNA from Athalia rosae (coleseed sawfly), 2628 nucleotides. RefSeq names its product protein SDA1 homolog (gene Mys45A). Lineage: Eukaryota; Metazoa; Arthropoda; Insecta; Hymenoptera; Athaliidae. The record is from RefSeq and is a predicted model, not a curated record. The transcript is spliced from 11 exons. Bases 172 to 2460 code for a protein of 762 amino acids. Gene Ontology annotation, cellular component: nucleolus. Gene Ontology annotation, biological process: ribosomal large subunit export from nucleus; ribosomal large subunit biogenesis.
CGCUUUCGAUAGUCGAUCUACAAGUCGUCAACGUCGAGCAAUCUGGUUUCGAUUUCCCGCCUGUCUCUUUUGCAGUUGUAUCCGUACGUGCACGUGUCGAUGAAGUGUAUUUCGUUAUGGGAAUUCUGUGUAAAGGAUAAUUCUAACUUCUAACAUCUCCUGUUAAGUAAAAUGGUACGACACAACAAUCAACUACCAGACAAUCUUCCGCAGCUGCAAAAUUUAAUCAAACGUGAUCCAGAGUCUUAUAAAGAUGAGUUUAUGCAACAACACCGACACUAUAGAUCAACCUUGGAGGUCUUCCGACUAACCCCCGACACGUUCAAUAAAAAUCUCGAUGAAUUGGUAAUAUUCCUUGCACAGGUAGCGCAUUGCUAUUCAGAUGUACUGUCGACUUUCCCUCAGGAGCUUGUGGAUAUUCUGCAGACUCAAAAUACUGUACUGGAUGCUGCAAUGCGAAUGACAUUUUGCAGAGCUCUUAUUCUGCUACGAAACAAGGGACUACUGGAGCCAACAGCACUUUUGAGCUUGUUUUUCCAAUUAUUGAGGAGCCAAGAUAAAGCCUUGAGACAAUUUCUUGAAACACAUAUCAUCACUGAUAUAAAAAAUGUCAACUCCAAGCACAAAAAUGCAAAAAUCAAUACUACACUACAAAAUUUCAUGUUUACAAUGCUGAAAGAUAGCAAUGCGCGAGCUGCUAAAAUGUCUGCUGACAUAAUGAUUGAAUUAUAUAAAAAGAAUAUUUGGAAUGAUGCAAAAACCGUUAAUGUUAUUGCAACUGGAUGCUUUUCUAAAAUAACAAAAGUCAUGGUAGCAAGCUUAAAAUUUUUCUUGGGGUCGGAUCCGGACGAAAAAAAUAGUGACGACAGUGACAGUGACGAUGAACCAAACGUUAAGGAAGUAAUGAUGGCUAAUAAAGUUAAUAAAAAGUCAAAGAAGCGAGAAAAGCAAUUGAAGAAAGUCAAGCAACUGUUUGUGAAAUCUAAAAAGAAAAAGUCCAAAGCACCACAGUUCAAUUUUUCAGCAUUACAUUUGAUUCAUGACCCACAAGGAUUUGCAGAAAAGUUAUUUAAACAGAUGGAGAAAAAUAAUGACAGAUUCGAAGUCAAACUAAUGACAUUGGAUGUUGUAUCCAGACUUAUAGGUUUACACAACUUGUUUCUCUUCAACUUCUAUCCAUAUUUGCAAAGAUUUUUGCAACCACAUCAAAGAGAAGUAACAAAACUCCUGCAGUUUGUCGCACAAGCAUCUCAUGAUUUAGUACCUCCUGAUGUGUUGGAACCAGUUGUGAAGACACUUGUUAACAAUUUUGUUACGGAACGGAACUCGGCAGAUGUUAUGGCUAUCGGAUUAAACACUUGUCGCGAGAUAUGUUCUCGCUGCCCAUUAGUCAUGAAUGAAGAUUUGCUGAGGGAUUUAACUCAAUACAAAAACUAUCGUGAACGAAGUGUCAUGAUGGCAGCUCGUUCUUUAAUAUCCCUAUUCAGAAAUACCAUGCCAGAUUUACUUCACAAAAAAGAUAGAGGGAGGCCCACUGAGGCAAGUGCUGAAUUACACACCACAAAGUAUGGUGAAGUGAAUGCUCAGGAAUUUGUGCCAGGUGCAGAGGUUCUGCUUGACAAAAGUCAUAGUGAAACCCUUGAGAUAGACAGUGAAAAUAGUGAGGAUGAGGAUGAAUGGAUCGAUGUGAAACAUAGUAGUGACGAAGGAGAAGGUACAGAAUGGGCGACAGAUGAUGAAAUAGUUGAAGAGGACAUAGAUGAAGAAGAAGGUGAUGAAGAUGGAGAGACCGACAGCGAGGAUGAAGAUGCAGAGAGUGAUGAUUCUGAAGAAGAAGAUGCAGGCGAUCAGGAUGAAGCUGAGGAAAACACAAAUGAUGAACAACGUCCUGAUGGUAAUCCCAAGGUUGAACCCAUCAAGGACGGAGAUGUCAAGAUCACACCUAAGAAAUCAAAAUUAGACAGAAAAAAAGAGAAAUCAGAGAAGAAACGUCUGGCAAAAAUUGCCAAGAAAACAGAAUUAACCGCCGAUAAAAAGGCGAAGGCGUCUCAAAUCUCUGUGGAACGAUUAUUGGGAGAUGAAGAUUUCAAAAAAAUUGACGCAGAACUUAUUAAACGACAAGUUACACAUUACAAACGAGGAGUAAAACGACCGCAUGAAGAGGAUCCCAACAAGGGAGAGCUAGUUAAAUUAGCAGAUAUCGAAAAUAUUUACAAAAAACGAAAACAUGACAAACAGUCCAGAACGGAAAGUAUCAAGAAAGGUCAAGAGGGAAGGGAGAAAUUCGGGUACAAGGACGGAAGGCAGAAUCCUCUUUGUAGCAAAACUAAUCGAGAAAAAAAGAAGAAAAAAGCUUUCCAGAUGGUCAAACACAAAGUACAUAGAAAGAUAAAAAGAUCAUUCAAAGAUAAGCAGAUCGCCUUAAGGAAUCACCUGGUCAAGCAAAAGAAGAUGAAAUAACGUGUAUAUUAUAAAAUGCCGAGGUGAAAUUAUCGUGUGGUUCAAGUAGAACUACCUUCGAACUCGAACCUUGGAGCAAUCGGUAAUGGUAUACUGACUGAACAUUCUUCAGUCAAGGGAUGCUGGUUCGGCAACGUUCCUUGUGUUUCCGUUCACAGAUAGAGCUAC